This is a messenger RNA of Athalia rosae (coleseed sawfly), 756 nucleotides long. It is a transcript of the gene EMRE, whose product is annotated as essential MCU regulator, mitochondrial. The record is from RefSeq and is a predicted model, not a curated record. Gene Ontology annotation, biological process: calcium import into the mitochondrion; mitochondrial calcium ion homeostasis. Gene Ontology annotation, cellular component: mitochondrial inner membrane; uniplex complex. The transcript is spliced from 2 exons. Bases 200 to 478 code for a protein of 92 amino acids. Lineage: Eukaryota; Metazoa; Arthropoda; Insecta; Hymenoptera; Athaliidae.
ACGGGACUGUAUACUGACGUAUCUAUAAAUGCUUGUUUCCAUUCUCGUUCGCAAACGGAGAUCAUCGUCGAAACAGCCGACUUUUCCCGAAGCAGGUGAAGUCGUGGUUUAUUUUUGGUUCAAUCUUGAUAUAUCGUCGUGAACGUGAAAUUAUGAUAUCACAUUAAUUUCAACUGACUGGUUGGAUGGUGAUAAGAAAAUGUCUUUGCAUAGAGUAAAGUUAUUGUUAUCGGGCUUAAAUCCCCCUAAAAAACUAAGUGCUAGCAAGAUUUUUCACCAAGAAACACGAACGGUGACAAAUACACGUUCAGGAAGUCUCCUUCCAGAACCGAAAAAAACACCUUUCGGUAUUCUUGGUAUUAUUUGUGCGGUUAUCCCGGGUCUACUUAUUGGUGCUACUAUCAGCAAAAAUAUGGCUAAUUUCCUUGAAGAAAAUGAGCUGUUCGUGCCGUCCGAUGAUGAUGAUGAUGAUGACUAGACUCAAAUCCUGUAGUAUCUCGUUGUGAAGGAAUGUUGCAUUACGAUCCUUACUUGCUUCAUAGCCUUGCGCACACUGCAACAAUAUGAUCUGCAAUUACAAUGGUCUGAAGAAGUUGAGGCACAAUUGCUGGCGUUUAUUUUUAGGUAUUUAUUUACAAAAAUGACAAAGUUUUAGUACGCACAGUAGUAGUUGUACAAAUUACAAUUACCUGCAAUAUAAUGAUCACAAUGUUUAUUAAAUUAAUAAAUGGCAAAUAAAUAUGUAUAUAUAUGAUA